AUGUUCCAGAGGUCGCUCAAGCAGAUCACAAGGCGGUCAAACAGACCACAAGGCGGUCAAGCAGACCACAAGGCGGUCAAGCAGACCACAAGGCGGUCAAACAGACCACAAGACGGUCAAACAGACCACAAGACGGUCAAACAGACCACAAGACGGUCAAACAGACCACAAGACGGUCAAACAGACCACAAGACGGCCAAGCAGACCACAAGGCGGUCAAACAGACCACAAGGCGGCCAAACAGACCACAAGGCGGUCAAACAGACCACAAGGCGGCCAAACAGACCACAAGGCGGCCAAACAGACCACAAGGCGGUCAAACAGACCACAAGGCGGCCAAACAGACCACAAGGCGGUCAAACAGACCACAAGGCGGUCAAACAGACCACAAGGCGGUCAAACAGACCACAAGGCGGCCAAACAGACCACAAGGCGGCCAAACAGACCACAAGGCGGCCAAACAGACCACAAGGCGGCCAAACAGACCACAAGGCGGCCAAACAGACCACAAGGCGGCCAAACAGACCACAAGGCGGUCAAACAGACCACAAGGCGGUCAAACAGACCACAAGGCGGUCAAACAGACCACAAGGCGGCCAAACAGACCACAAGGCGGCCAAACAGACCACAAGGCGGCCAAACAGACCACAAGGCGGCCAAACAGACCACAAGGCGGUCAAACAGACCACAAGGCGGUCAAACAGACCACAAAGCGGUCAAACAGACCACAAGGCGGCCAAACAGACCACAAGGCGGCCAAACAGACCACAAGGCGGCCAAACAGACCACAAGGCGGCCAAACAGACCACAAGGCGGCCAAACAGACCACAAGGCGGCCAAACAGACCACAAGGCGGCCAAACAGACCACAAGGCGGUCAAACAGACCACAAGGCGGUCAAACAGACCACAAGGCGGUCAAACAGACCACAAGGCGGUCAAACAGACCACAAGGCGGCCAAACAGACCACAAGGCGGCCAAACAGACCACAAGGCGGUCAAGCAGACCACAAGGCGGUCAAGCAGACCACAAGGCGGUCAAGCAGACCACAAGGCGGUCAAACAGACCACAAGGCGGUCAAGCAGACCACAAGGCGGUCAAGCAGACCACAAGGCGGCCAAACAGACCACAAGGCGGUCAAGCAGACCACAAGGCGGUCAAGCAGACCACAAGGCGGUCAAGCAGACCACAAGGCGGUCAAGCAGACCACAAGGCGGUCAAGCAGACCACAAGGCGGCCAAGCAGACCACAAGGCGGUCAAGCAGACCACAAGGCGGCCAAGCAGACCACAAGGCGGCCAAACAGACCACAAGGCGGCCAAGCAGACCACAAGGCGGCCAAACAGACCACAAGGCGGUCAAACAGACCACAAGACGGUCAAACAGACCACAAGGCGGCCAAACAGACCACAAGGCGGUCAAACAGACCACAAGACGGUCAAACAGACCACAAGACGGUCAAACAGACCACAAGGCGGUCAAACAGACCACAAGACGGUCAAACAGACCACAAGACGGUCAAACAGACCACAAGGCGGUCAAACAGACCACAAGACGGUCAAACAGACCACAAGGCGGUCAAGCAGACCACAAGGCGGUCAAACAGACCACAAGGCGGUCAAGCAGACCACAAGGCGGUCAAGCAGACCACAAGACGGUCAAGCAGACAUUUCAACUCUCCGGAACACUGCGCAAAUUUAAAGAAACAAAUAGCAGCUCAAAGAUCACCUUUUAACUGA
Molecule: messenger RNA, 1737 nt
Organism: Procambarus clarkii (red swamp crayfish)
Lineage: Eukaryota; Metazoa; Arthropoda; Malacostraca; Decapoda; Cambaridae
Source: RefSeq, a predicted model, not a curated record